AGCUAAAAGUGCCGCAACGACAGUACAGUCGUCAGGAGACGGUAGAGACCGAACCCCUGGAGCACCAGACAGUAUCAAGAUGUUCUUCAGUUUGCAAUCCAGAUGGCACAUCAUCCCCAUCAGUACCGCAACCACCUUCACCGUCACAGCAGGAAUCCUCAUCUACUGACCACCCCCACGGCAAGCCCUCCGCUUCUGACGUCGACAUCUCCGCUAAGACAGGCAAUGUCACAGAGGGCGGAGGACAGGAGAUGGUCGAGCGUCGGCACUACUUGUUCGACAUCUUCAAGGCGUACCCCUGGCUGAUGUUCUCUCGGGCACCCUGGUACAUCCAGGUGUACAGCAUUUUCGUGCUCCUCUUCGAUGUUAUCUGGGGGACCGGGUUCAAACACUUCAUGCGUCUUUACGUGAGGCGGGUUCUAAACCCCCAAGGUAUACUCGGACAGUACAAGGACAUGAUUGAGAUUGGCAGCAAACAGAUCUGUGCUGCGCUCAAAUUGUUAUCGUCUCCUGAUCAUGUACCAGCCUUGUUAAACUGCACUUUCGGCAAGGAUCGAACUGGUGUCCUCUGUGCUUUGAUUUUAGCCUGUCUCGGAAAAGACAAAACCUACAUUUCAAGGAACUACGCACAGUCAGCUGCGUUGUUGGAACAUGUGAAAGAUGUACUCAGAGAUGAGAUGACCAGAAAAUAUCAACUCAACGAGACGUUCAUCACGGCAGAGGAGCAGACCAUGAUGGAUCUCUUGACUCAUAUUGAAGAGAAGUAUGGAUCGGUAACUGAAUACAUGGAGCAUAUUGGAUUCAGCCGGGAAGAACAGAAAAUGUUGUGUGAAAACAUCUGUAGAUAAUGGCGUGUUAACAAUGAUGAUGAUGAUGAUAAUGGUGGUAAUGGAUUGAUGGAGGUGGUGGGGAGGGCCGCAGUAAUGAUAACAACGAAAUCAAUUAACAAUGAUAACAAUGUUGUGAAAUAUAUUUUUGUAUAUAUAAAUAUAUAUAUACAUACAUACACAAACAUAUACAAUACAAACCCACACACACACACAUAUAUAUAUAUAUAUAUAUAUAUAUA
Messenger RNA from Octopus sinensis (East Asian common octopus), 1069 nucleotides. RefSeq lists its product as uncharacterized. Gene Ontology annotation, molecular function: phosphoprotein phosphatase activity. The record is from RefSeq and is a predicted model, not a curated record. NCBI's taxonomy places the organism in Eukaryota, Metazoa, Mollusca, Cephalopoda, Octopoda, Octopodidae. The coding region runs from base 252 to 848 and encodes 198 amino acids. The transcript has 4 exons.